UGGCCACAUAUGCACCAACUUUUGCACCACUAGAUGAUAAAAGUGAAUGGGUCCAGUGGGAUCUAAUCCAACUGCAAAGAGGCAAAGGACUGAAUGUGAUGCACAAAGCUUCACCUUCAGCAACAUAGAGCCAAGUCAGACCACCGGAGUUAGGGGUGCAGCUAAGUCAAACAAGAAGAAGAGAACGGCAUCAUUUGUUGGUGAAUGUUUUACAGGGCCUGGCAGUCAGCCUUUGGCAACACCAUCUUCUACUCCAGCUUCCACAACACCUAUGAGUCUGCCAUCUAUAGCACCAUCUUCUACUCCACCCUCUACAAUAAAUAACCUUUAUCAGAACUUCUUUGGCAUUGGAUCUGUAUCUCAGAAUAUAAAACAAGGAAAGGGAAGGGGAAAUGGAAAUGCUAAGAAGAAAUGAUUUGAGAUCCGUUUU
This is a messenger RNA of Papaver somniferum (opium poppy), 430 nucleotides long. RefSeq lists its product as uncharacterized. Bases 47 to 415 code for a protein of 122 amino acids. NCBI's taxonomy places the organism in Eukaryota, Viridiplantae, Streptophyta, Magnoliopsida, Ranunculales, Papaveraceae. The record is from RefSeq and is a predicted model, not a curated record. The transcript is spliced from 2 exons.